UAUAAUCUAUAUAAUUUAUUAAACGUUACCAAAUGAUGUCAAAUUGUACAAGAAUUCUUCGAUCUCCAUUAAGUGCUCGCUUUAUUGAUUGUGAGCUAAAGAGGGACCAUAAACUCGGCGUAUCCUAUCAAGAAAAACGUUUUAGUUUGUCGACUUCCGGCUCUUUCAAAUGCUUUUCUAUCUACUCGUAGGGUAAGACGCACAAGCUCCGUGGAAGCGACGAGAAUGGCAAAGACGACGAAGGCGACGGGCGAGGAACGACGGAAAAUCCAAAUUGCCGCACAAAGCUCUCGCGCAAUCAGGUUCCUGGUAAUCCUCGCGCCUUCAAGUACUUCGGCACGAUCGCGAAAGCCAAUUAUGUGGCUGACGUACGUACAGAAACGGCAAGACGCAUGUCCUCGGUGGGAUACAUCCUCGUUUCUCAAUCUUCCGUCUUCUAGUGCGUUUCCGCGGUCGACUCUCGCCGCUGAUAAAUUGCGAGCGGCGAGAGUGUGGAAAUUGCAUACGCCAUUGCAACGCACGUCCCGGGUGUGCAGUAAUCGUCUUGGACGUAUGCACGACGCUUGGUACGUAAAGGAAAACGGAAAGAAUAAGAGAGCAGGCAAAGGAGAAAGUACGCUACAGUACGGAUGUCCAGACAGUGAAUCCUCUCAGGAUGGGUCUCGUUAGUCCUGCGUGACAGACUUACGGCACCCAAGACUCGUUCCGCCUUGGCUACUCAUCACGGCUUCGGAACGAAAUGUACUGGAGAGACAAGAGGAUGUUGGGUUUCUUCCUUCCAAAUUACGCCCGUAGGCUUCUUGCCAAAUGGAACUGGUCCUCGAAAACACGCAGUGGCAGUUGCAUAUACAUAUCACAAAUGAAAACAUAAAUCAUUAAGUCGUUAUAAUUAAAUCAUUAAAUUAU
Acromyrmex echinatior (Panamanian leafcutter ant) is the source of this 906-nucleotide messenger RNA. RefSeq lists its product as uncharacterized. The record is from RefSeq and is a predicted model, not a curated record. NCBI's taxonomy places the organism in Eukaryota, Metazoa, Arthropoda, Insecta, Hymenoptera, Formicidae.